Molecule: messenger RNA, 2187 nt
Organism: Purpureocillium takamizusanense
Lineage: Eukaryota; Fungi; Ascomycota; Sordariomycetes; Hypocreales; Ophiocordycipitaceae
Product: Dihydrolipoyllysine-residue (2-methylpropanoyl)transferase
Exons: 2
Coding region: 467-2011 (514 amino acids)
Cellular component (GO): mitochondrion; cytoplasm
Molecular function (GO): lipoic acid binding; acetyltransferase activity
Source: RefSeq, a predicted model, not a curated record
UGUCAAUCCGGCUUCGGCUAUUCGCGGCGGCUCAACCACCGACGACGCUGUGCCGACUGAAGCCAUCGCACUUCGGCCUUGCGCUUCGUCGCCGGCAACCCAGCACAGCAUCUCCUCCCCCCCCGUGGGUGUGCGUCCCGGGGCAGACCUAGCAGAAGCACGGCCAACUUUUUUCUUCUCUCGCCAUCUCUUCUUCCUCACCUACUUUUCUUUUCCCCCGCGAGACCGUAAUUUGGCGGGUUGGUUACGUCGUUGCGAUCGACUCCCAAUCUCCCUUCUGCGACGCUGCCCGCCUGGUCGACAUCCGUCCGUCAGCUUCGUCCCAGCGUGUUCCCGGCUCUUCCGUUAGUCCGCGAAACUAUAAAGAACAAGGACGCGAGAAAGGAGAGGAACAAAAACAAAAUAGAGAAAUACUGCGUGGUGGUUUCCCCCUCCGCAGACCGGAGGACACGCUCGCACACGCACCAUGUUUAUGCAGCGGGGAUCGCGCGCGCUGCGCCGGCAGCUCCAGGCCACAAAGGCCGUGGGUAGAGCCGCCAUGACCAAGGCCAGCGGCGGCGGUUCCGGGGUGAACGCAAAGGUCAACGUGGGCGGGUGCAUGGCCGCGGCCGCGCCGCGAUGGUUUUCCGAGUCAAGGCGGCUGUGCGCCGUCAAGCCGGUGCUCCUGGCCGACAUUGGCGAGGGCAUUGUCGAGUGCGAGGUCAUCCAGUGGUUCGUCGAGCCCGGGGCGCGCGUCGAGGAGUUCUCCCCGCUUUGCGAGGUGCAGAGCGACAAGGCCUCCGUCGAGAUCACGAGCCGCUUCGCCGGCACGGUCAAGAAGCUCUACUACGACGCUGGCGAGAUGGCCAAGGUCGGCAAGCCCUUUGUCGAUAUCGACAUCGAGGGUCAGGAUGAUGCGGCGGCGGCCGCACCGCCUCCGCCGGAGCAAGUACAGGCACAGGAGCAGCAGCAGCAGCAACCACCAGCGGCACCAUCACCACCAUUCCAACAGCAGCAGCAACAGCAGCUGCAAGAAAGCAGCCAGCCGCCGCCGCCGCCGCCGCCGCCAACACAGGGCAGUGGCAACGGCGCCAAGCCCAAGGGCAAGAUGGCGACGCUGGCAACGCCCGCAGUCCGCCACCUCUCCAAGGAGCUCAACGUCGACAUCGCCGACAUUGACGGCACCGGCAAGGACGGGCGCGUCCUCAAGGAAGACAUUUACAAGUACGUUCAGGGCGGGGGACAGCAAGCAGCGCAGCCGGGCCAGGCCGCUGCCGCGGUGACGGACACGUCGGUGCAGACGGAGACGCGGGAGCCGCUCUCGCAGGUGCAGCAGAUGAUGUUCAAGUCGAUGACGCGGUCCCUCAACAUCCCACACUUCCUCUACGCCGACGAGGUGGACAUGUCGGACCUCGUGUCCCUGCGGGCGCGGCUCAACAAGGUGCUCGCGUCGGGCCCGGUGGCGCCCGGCAGCCCAGCCAAGCUGUCGUAUCUCCCCUUCAUCAUCAAGGCCGUCUCGCUGGCGCUGUACCAGUUCCCCAUCCUCAACGCGCGCGUCGAGGUGGAUCCGGAGACGGGCAAGCCGUCGCUCAUCAAGCGCUCGCAGCACAACAUUGGCGUGGCCAUGGACACGCCGCAGGGCCUUGUCGUGCCCGUCAUCAAGAACGUCGGCGGCCUCAACAUCGUGUCCAUUGCGGCCGAGCUCAUCCGGCUGCAGGGGCUGGCGCACGCCGGCAAGCUGGCGCCGGCGGACAUGUCGGGCGGCACCAUUACCGUGUCCAACAUUGGCAACAUUGGCGGCACGUACCUUAGUCCCGUCAUCGUCGAGCGCGAGGUGGCCAUCCUCGGCAUCGGGCGCAUGCGCGCCGUCCCGGCCUUUGACGACCAGGACCGCGUGGUGAAGAAGCACGUCAGCAACUUCAGCUGGAGCGCCGACCACCGCGUCGUCGAUGGCGCCACCAUGGCCCGCGCCGCCGAGGUGGUGCGCCGGGUCGUCGAGGAGCCCGACGUCAUGGUCAUGCAUCUGAGGUAGUGACAAGGGGUUGGGGUUGGGCCAGUCUAGCAGUGUUGCAUGCAUGCAUGGAUGUAAUGAAUAAAUAAAUAAAUAUCCCGUGGCAACUUGGUACAUAGAGCAACAGGUACGACUGCCUGGCAUAUGCUGAGCACGCACGUACCUGGACGGCAUUCAAUAAGACAGCAUGCAGAUAA